Messenger RNA from Rhinocladiella mackenziei CBS 650.93, 810 nucleotides. RefSeq lists its product as uncharacterized. The record is from RefSeq and is a predicted model, not a curated record. Gene Ontology annotation, cellular component: mating projection tip; membrane. Gene Ontology annotation, biological process: conjugation with cellular fusion. The transcript is spliced from 2 exons. Bases 1 to 810 code for a protein of 269 amino acids. Lineage: Eukaryota; Fungi; Ascomycota; Eurotiomycetes; Chaetothyriales; Herpotrichiellaceae.
AUGGCAGGCCCAAGGUUCACAACAGGAUGGAGGAGAUUUGUCCCAAUCAUAGGAUACCAUCAUGUCCUUAUGAUCUUCAUAGCCAUUGCAAUCAUCUUAUUAUCCCUUCUCCUGGCAGGCUGCUCUUCCACAUCCCCGCUAAUUCCGGACAUAUACCUCAUCUCACUGUACUACCAGCAAUACCCUCCUGUGUUCAGCCCUGUCCAGGUCGAUCCUUCAGUCAGUACAGCCAUUGCAAACAUUGUCGGCAACGCAGAUCUCAAUGUCAGGGUGGGAUAUUUUGGAAUUUGUGUCCGCGUGGACAGUGGUGCGUGGAUGUGCAAUCAGAACUCGACCGCGCUGGCCGAUCUAGUCAGCAUUGACCAAGAUCCGCUUAAUCUGAUCUGGGUUGCCAGCACCUUCAAGAAUGCCAUCGUGUUCCCAUACCUCCUCAUCAUCGCCGUCGUCCUUGCCUUCCUCACCUUCCUGCUGUUGGCAACAUUUCCUGGUUGGCACACUAGCACGGGUCCUGAUGGCUCCGAGCAUGAGGUCCGACCGUUUCCUUCAAGGGCUGUGUCGCAAGUGGCGUUGGCUACAAUUUUUAUUUCAUCGGUAUUUGUGCUGGUGUCAGUGAUGUGGCAGCAUACCGCAGCUGUAGCAGCGAGUACGGUGGCACAAGAUCUGGGAAAUGGCAGUGUCAAAUCGGGAGUCGGAACAGCCGCAAUGGUUUUGGGUUGGUUUGGCUUUGGCCUCCUGGUCGUUGUGACCCUCGGCUUGCUGGUGAUGAUAUUGAGUAUUCAAUUAUUGGAUCGACUCACCGAGGAGGUAUGA